Molecule: messenger RNA, 2661 nt
Organism: Magallana angulata
Lineage: Eukaryota; Metazoa; Mollusca; Bivalvia; Ostreida; Ostreidae
Product: cytochrome P450 7A1-like
Exons: 4
Coding region: 203-1675 (490 amino acids)
Biological process (GO): cholesterol homeostasis; bile acid biosynthetic process
Molecular function (GO): steroid hydroxylase activity; oxidoreductase activity, acting on paired donors, with incorporation or reduction of molecular oxygen; iron ion binding
Source: RefSeq, a predicted model, not a curated record
GUAUUUAACGAAUUGACGUUUACCGAAAAGGUUGUGAUACUACAGGUUGUACUGCAAGUUGUAAACAACAGUACCUCUGCAUAACAAAAAAGGACAACACAAGGAAAUCAACAGCAAAACUUUCAGAGUUUUUAUUUCAAAAAGGAUAUUUACUUUACAAGAACUUUGAAACAGUUCAACAAGGAAAAAGAAUCCAAAAAAAAUGAUUCCAGUUAGCGUUUAUAUUGGAGCCCUCGUUGUGGUCCUAAUAGCAGCUUAUUUCAAAUUUCUAUUCAGAAUACGGAAGGAUUCCGAGCCCCCUAUUCCAAAAGGUCAUUUUAUAUGGGGAAAUGGCGAACAGUUUCAUAAAAACGCCGUGCAAUUCCUCCACAACACACAGAAAAAGUUAGGGGACAUUUUUACAAUUCGACUUUUUCAUCAGCAUUUGACAGUUCUUAUGGACCCCCACGCAUACGACAGAAUGGUCAGGGAAAAGAAUUUUGAUUUCGAUGCAAUCCAGCGACAGGUUAACCACAAUGUUUUCAGCUUCGCUCUCACAGAUGCCCGCAAAAUGAUCAAAGAAGCCGGCAAGACCGUGAAGGGGCCUUACCUCAACAAAGGGAUGCAUCAAUAUGCCACAUACCUCAACGAAGCUUACGUCGACGUCAACGCAAGAACCGAAAUGGAUCCCGUAAAGAGUGACUGGCAUACUGAUGGACUUAGAUCAUUCAAUGCUAAAACCCUUUUCUCAGCUUUAUUUUUCACAAUUUUUGGAAAAACGGAACAGGGAACGACAUUUGAGCCCAAUACAGUUUUCAAGCACUUCGACGCUUUCCACAAAUACUUCAACUACCUCUGGCUGGGAAUGCCCGUGAACAUGUUCCCCGAGGCUCUGAAAUCCUUGAAGUUUCUCUGCGCUCAGCCCUGCUCACAAGACUUACUGAAGAGAGAAGAUCUGUCCGAAUACAUCCGAUUUUCCAUGAACUUCAUGUUGGAGAAUGGUCAAACUGAGCAGGACAUCAUCGGCCACAAUCUGGUGUACCUCCACGUCAACUACAACACCUUCAGGAUGGCUUUCUGGGCUAUCUACAAAUUGAUGGAGCACCCGGAAGCAUUGGAAGCUCUCAGGGCUGAAGUACAAGAUAUCGUAGAGAAAAGAGAGGACUCUGAAAACGAAAACGGAGAAAUAGAACUAUCUUUGGAAGAUGUGGAUCGCCUUCCUAUUCUUGACAGCAUCACUAAAGAAACUCUAAGAGUGUCUGGAGGAGUUUUCAUGGUCAGAUCUGUUGCUGAAGAUACCGAAUUUGAGACGGAGGAGGGCCGAAAAUACAGUCUGAGAAAGGGAGACAAAGUUGCCAUGUACCCACCAGCAAUCCACAAGGACCCAGAAAUCUUUGAAAACCCUGAUGAAUACAAAUAUGACAGGUUCGUUGAUGCCACGUUCUACAAGAAUGGGAAAGUUUUGAAGAACCCAAUCUUGGCAUUUGGUUCUCUAUGUCCCGGCAAAAAAUACGCCCUCUGCCAGGCAAAAUGGUUUAUGCUCUCCUUGGUGAACGCAUUUGACUUUGAGCUUUGCGAAGGAGAGAAAACGGAAUGUGAUAUCAACUAUCAUGGACAUGAAAUUUUACCACCAACCAAUGAUGUUCAAAUUCGAUACAGAAUACGAGAGGGCCACAAGAAAUUAAUAUUCGUUUAAUGGACAAUUGUUUCCUUAGUUCAGUGGUUGUGUUUAAAUUAUUUAUUGACCAAUUUGUGUAUGAGAGAAGGGAUGAAUGAAAUGUAAGCGACAAGGUGAGUGAGUGGAAGAAAGAAUCAGUGAAUGAAUAGACGAAGAUAGUGUGUAUUAAGGUUGUGACAUAUUUAUUUGCCAGUUAAACUUACAGUUGUAUUAUGUAUUUUCGUAUUGCAGGUCCCAAAUAAUUUUGUAUGAAAGUUUUCAGCGAGAAUGAAAAAAAAGAGGAUCUCAUUUGAAUCAUUCAUUUUCUUCAACUGACAAUUUUAUUUUCACCUUCAUGUUUUGUUUGCAUGCGUUUGAGAGAGUAGGCAUUUAAGCAUAAUCCCAAAUUUCGAUGUUUUACGGGUAAAUGUGCAAAUAAGGUCUUAGAACAGACAGUUUACUACAAGGAUUGAGAGCAGAUAGAUGGUGUAGUUUUUUGAAUCUCCACAAUGAUAGAGAGUUCAAUGAAGGAAUCUCUGAAGUAUUUUUUUUCUAUUGUCUCACGAACGUUACAGAACUCAAAGCAAUUAUUGUCCCUAAUGUGAACGUGUAGUUCGUGUAACAAUGAUGAUAAUUGAUUAUUAUAGAUAUGUCAAUUUUUGCCAGUUAAAAUGUUGAUACAUUUUUUGUGAUGCCAUUGCAGACACAUUUGAAUACUUUGCAUCAACAAAGUCUUUAUUUUUGUAUUUCACAAUCUGACCAUUGAAUAGUGAUGGUGCCAGAUUUGUUGUGUAAAUUUUUAUGUCAUGCCACAUUUUCAAACAUGAUCCUAGAUCCUUUGUCAUGUUUUCCACCAUUUGUCUCCACAUAUAUAUAGCAUUUGUAAAAAUAUCAUUUAUUUAUUUUUUAAGUUAUUGAUAAUUUAUUUGAACGUCCAAUUUGAAAUAUGUAAAAUCCAAGGUGCUUAUCAACCCGUUGCGGUUGUUACAAUUUGUUAUAAAUAAAAUAUUGAAAAUAUUCAACAA